Messenger RNA from Apis cerana (Asiatic honeybee), 7126 nucleotides. It is a transcript of the gene Npc1a, whose product is annotated as Niemann-Pick type C-1a. Gene Ontology annotation, biological process: intestinal cholesterol absorption; sterol transport; cholesterol homeostasis. The record is from RefSeq and is a predicted model, not a curated record. NCBI's taxonomy places the organism in Eukaryota, Metazoa, Arthropoda, Insecta, Hymenoptera, Apidae. Gene Ontology annotation, molecular function: cholesterol binding; lipid carrier activity. Gene Ontology annotation, cellular component: plasma membrane.
GUUAGCGUUAGUCUGCGAUUACCAAUGUCGCCAUCACGCUGUGCUGCAUUCGUCUAGUCAGUUGUGUUAGAGAAACGCGGUCGUGAAUUGAUUUAAUAUUUUUGUUAACUAUUUCGAAUAGCUAUAUAGAUGUUGAUAUGGAAAUAUAGGCAAUGAGUGAUCGUAAUAAAUCUACCUGUUAACAUUAAAUCACAAUAAAGAAAAUAAUCAUUUAAUAUCAUUGGUCUCAUAAACGAGUAUAUGUAUUGGUUUUGUGUUUUUCCGAGGUCACCGUCAAACUUUGACAGACGCUAAUAUGUCACGUCUAAACAUAAUAUUCUUUCUGCUGGGUAUCUGGACUCUCAUUAAUACAGUAUCUACUGCAGAAGAUGGUCAUUGCAUUUGGUAUGGAGAAUGUUACACAGAUAAGUUCAAUAUGCAUAAAAAAAAUUGUCCAUAUACUGGACCACCCAAAUUAUUGGAUAAUGAUGGACAAAAAUUAUUAGCUAAAAAUUGUCCUCAUUUAAUGAUUGAUUCUGGAAAUGGAAUUAAUACUUGUUGUGAUAAAAAUCAAUUACAAACAAUGGAUACAAAUAUUAAGCUGGCAUCUAAUUUUUUAUCCAGAUGCCCUAGUUGUUUGGAUAAUUUAGUAAAACAUUUUUGUGAAUUUACUUGUAGCACGCAACAAAGCAAAUUUAUUAAUGUUACUGAAAUACAGAAAGAAAAUGAAGUAGAAUAUAUCAAUGGAAUAAAUAUUUAUAUAACAGACAAAUAUAUUGAAGGUACAUUUAAUUCUUGUAGUAAAGUAUCAGUACCUAGUACUGGACAAUUAGCAAUGGAUUUAAUGUGUGGAAUAUGGGGAGCUAGUAGAUGUACUGCAUGGAAAUGGUUUCAUUAUAUGGGCGAUGCAGCAAAUAAUGGAUAUGUACCAUUUCAAAUUACAUAUAUAAAUACUGAUGAACCAAUAGAUUCAUUUAUUCCUGUAGAUCCUAAAGUCACACCUUGUAACAAGGCAUUAAAUAAAAAUACUCCAGCAUGCAGUUGUGUAGACUGCGAAGCCAGUUGUCCAGUGCCUCCACCAGUUCCUCCUUUACCAAGACCCUCUACUAUUUUUGGUUAUGAUAGUUAUGCUGUGAUAAUGCUCAUUACUUUUAUUUGUGGUUCAACUCUCUUCAUCUUGUCAAUAGUGUGCUUCAGUAAUAGGAAACAAAUUGUUGCACGAGGUGAGGAAGUAGGAAGGCAGGUGGGUAGACGCCUAGCCGCAGGGUUACAUCACCCAGGAGAUGGUGCGCGUAUUGCUCUCGCCGCUGACCAAGAAGACAGCCCACUUCAAUCUAAGCGUUCCAGUGUGAUAUCUGCAGAUGAUUUGCCGAGUGGUUUCGACGAUGAAGAACAAUCAACUUUUAUCGAAAGAUUAGGUGCAGGCACAGAUAAAUUAUUAGCGGAAUUUUUUUGUCGAUGGGGUACAGCUUGCGCGUCACGGCCAUGGUUUGUCCUUUUUCUUGGUUUUCUAUUUAUUAUUGGUUUGGGACAUGGAAUAAAAUAUAUACAUGUUACUACUGAUCCAGUUGAAUUAUGGGCUGCUCCACAAUCUCGGUCACGAGUUGAAAAAGAAUAUUUUGAUCAACAUUUUGAACCAUUUUAUAGAACUGAGCAAAUUAUUAUAACAUCAGUUGGUUUGCCAAAUAUUGUACAUAAUACAUCUAAUGGUCAAAUUACAUUUGGUCCAGUAUUUAACGCUACUUUCCUUAAAACUGUUUAUAAAUUACAAGAAGAAAUAAAACAAAUAAUAACUCCGAAUAAUUAUACUUUAGCAAACAUAUGUUUUGCUCCACUAACCAGUCCAUUCACUGGACCACCAACAGCAUCACAAUGCGUUAUUCAAAGCAUUUGGGGAUAUUGGCAAGAUAGUAUAGAAACUUUUGAUUUUUCUACCACAGAUGAUGAUAAUUUUACUGUAAAUUAUUUAGAUCAUUUCAUCGUUUGCUCACAAAAUGCAUAUAAUCCUGAAUGUCUUGCACCUUAUGGCGGUCCUAUAGAACCAGCAGUUGCAGUUGGUGGAUUUUUAUCACCAGGUCAAGAUCUUCAUAAUCCUUCAUAUGAAAAAGCCACAGCAGUAAUUUUAACCAUACUAGUGAAUAAUUAUCAUAAUAAAUCUAAAUUACAUCCGGCAAUGGAAUGGGAAAAAAGUUAUAUUGAAUUUAUGAAAAAUUGGACAACGACGAAAAAACCAGAAUUUAUGGAUAUUGCCUUUACUUCAGAACGAUCGAUAGAAGAUGAAUUAAAUCGUGAAUCUCAGUCAGAUGUUUUAACUAUUCUUGUAUCAUAUAUUAUUAUGUUUGCAUAUAUUGCGAUUUCUCUUGGUCAAAUUAAAAACUGCAGUCGACUUUUGAUCGAUUCUAAAAUUACUCUCGGUCUUGGUGGUGUACUUCUAGUAUUGGCUUCUGUUGUAUGUUCUGUUGGUUUGUUUGGUUUCAUUGGCAUUCCUGCAACACUUAUUAUUAUUGAAGUCAUACCAUUUCUUGUCCUUGCUGUUGGAGUGGACAAUAUUUUUAUUCUAGUUCAAACACAUCAAAGAGAAAGUCGUCGUCCCAAUGAAUCAAUACCUGAACAUAUUGGUCGUAUUCUCGGUCAAGUGGGACCAAGCAUGUUACUUACCAGUGUAUCAGAAAGUUGUUGUUUCUUCCUUGGCGGAUUAUCUGACAUGCCUGCUGUUAAAGCUUUUGCUCUGUAUGCCGGUAUGGCAUUAUUAGUAGAUUUUGUGCUGCAAGUAACAUGUUUUGUUAGCUUAUUAGCAUUAGAUACUAUUCGUCAAGCAAACAAUAAACUUGAUGUAUGCUGUUUUAUACAUGGUUCAAAAAAAGACAAUGGGGAAGAAGUAGUAAAUGGUAUUUUGUACAAACUUUUCAAAAUUGUGUAUGUCCCAUUAUUAUUGAAAAAAUGGGUACGAGCAUUCGUUAUGAUAGUAUUCUUUGGUUGGAUUUGUUCGAGUAUUGCCGUUGUCCCACAUAUCGAAAUUGGUCUAGACCAAGAACUUUCUAUGCCCGAAGAUAGCUUUGUUUUGAAAUAUUUCAAAUUUUUAAAUAGUUAUUUAUCUAUUGGACCACCAAUGUAUUUUGUUGUAAAAGAAGGUUUGAAUUAUUCCGAUAAAAGAGCACAAAAUCUUGUAUGUGGUGGUCAAUAUUGUAACAGUGAUUCAGUAUCUACUCAAAUAUUUAUAGCAUCAAAACAAUCAAAUAGAACAUAUAUAGCAAAACCUGCAUCAUCGUGGUUAGAUGAUUAUAUCGAUUGGUCUCAAUUAUCAACUUGUUGUAAAUAUUUUAUGUCAAAUCAUUCUUUCUGUCCACAUACAGGAUCUGCCAAAUAUUGUUCUUUAUGUAAUAUUACCAGAAAUGAAAUUGGUCGGCCUAUACCAACAGAUUUUGACCGUUACGUAUCAUUCUUCUUACAAGACAAUCCUGAUGAUACAUGUGCUAAAGCAGGUCAUGCUGCUUAUGGUCAUGGUGUUAAUUAUGUUACCGAUCCUAUGACAGGCCUAUCGAAAGUCGGAGCUUCUUAUUUUAUGGCUUAUCAUACUAUAUUAAAAACAUCUGCCGAUUAUUAUGAAUCGAUGAGAGCUGCUAGAGCUGUAUCGGCAAAUAUUACAAACAUGAUUGAUAAUUAUUUAAAAAGUAUCGAUGAUAAUUCAACGGUUGAAGUGUUUCCAUAUAGUAUAUUCUAUGUUUUUUAUGAGCAGUACUUAACAAUGUGGCCUGAUACGUUAUACAGCAUAGGAAUAUCUUUAAUUGCUAUUUUCGCAGUAACUUUCUUUUUAAUGGGUUUAGAUAUAUUUUCCUCUGUUGUUGUUGUAAUAACUAUUACUAUGAUUGUCGUCAAUAUCGGCGGUUUAAUGUAUUGGUGGCAUAUAACAUUAAAUGCAGUAUCUCUUGUUAAUCUCGUUAUGGCUGUUGGAAUUGCUGUAGAAUUUUGUAGUCAUUUAGUACAUUCUUUCUCAGUAUCGGUAAAAACAACAAGAGUUGAAAGAGUUGCUGAUGCAUUAACGAAUAUGGGAAGCUCAAUUUUUAGCGGUAUAACUCUUACCAAAUUUGGUGGAAUUAUAGUACUCGGUUUCGCUAAAAGUCAAAUUUUUAAGGUAUUUUACUUCAGAAUGUAUCUGGGUAUUGUGCUAUUUGGAGCUGCACAUGGGUUAAUAUUUUUACCAGUAUUAUUAAGUUACAUUGGCACACCAAUGAACAGAGAAAAGUUGGCAAAUCACAAGAGAGCAAUACAAGGAAAUCUGGACAACGUACAGGAGACUUCCUUGAAUCAUGGCGCGUGAUGUCGCGCCGAAGGCGUAGAAGAACCAAUGAAUAUGCCAGCAGGGCCAGAAACAAACGUAAGAGUCAAAAAUGUGGACCUGACUCUCCUUUACUCCAAAACGACAACAAUCAGUACCCAACCACUUCCUACGCCAGUGUGAACUCCAUAGAUUCGACACAUUAUCAAAUAACUUUUUAGCAUUAAUCGUUAUUCAUAAAAUGACUUUUAUACUUAAAAAGAGACUGAACACAAUCUGUCUGUAUAAUAAGAGUUAUUUUUAUUAUAGUUAAUAACUUUCUUUUUUUAAAAGUUUUAAUAGAUUUAUGUUUGAUGUUAAAUGGUGAUUGGAAAAGAAUUAUACGAUCGAUGUAAGCAUAAACUAUGAAGUUCACGUCUGGUAUUUUUUGUAAGUAAAAAGAGAAAAAUUUCGUAUCUUAUUGUUAUUAAUAAACUAAGAUUUCGUUAUAUUUAGAAUAUUUAAUUAUAUAGAAAAACAUCUUAUAAUUUUAUGAUCAUACAUUAUUAAAGCUUUAAGAUCAAUUCAUCUAACAUUUAAGAUGGUACGAUCUAUCGAUUCGAUUGAAAGUGCCAAUUAUUAUAUAAUUUAAUUUUAAUCAACUUCAAUUUCAUGUUUUUUUUAUAUACAUAUAUAUUUUUUUUUUCUUUUUAAUGAAAAUGCAUAAAUCUAUGUUGCUUGGCAGAAGGUAUGUGUACCUGUAUAUUUGUGUCGUGCUUUAUCUGUGCAUUUUUUUUAAUCGCGGUAGAUAAAUUUAAUUUCCGAUAUAGAUGUCGUAUAAUCUAUUUUUCUAAAGAUAUAUUAAUUCGAUAAUAAUAUUUACAUAUUGCUUAAAAUAAAGCUUAAAAUAAAGAGCUUGUUUCCUUAAUGUUUCAUUAUUUUUAAAAUUAAUUUUUAAAACAAACGUUUAAAAUUAUUCGUAUUGCAUAAACUCGAAACUUCGUCCAAAAGUAUUAACCGUCCUUAGUCGAGAUAUUAGUCGAAAAUAACAUCGUAUAUGUAAUGAAUUUUAUCGUAUUGUAUGAAUUUUAAUUUUGUAUUGUGUAGAUCAUUAGUUAUACAUUAUUUGUAUCGUAUACGUAUAUGUGUAUAAAAUAGCUAUAAUUCUCGAUGUAAAUGAAUUUAUGAAAUUUAUAUACGACAUUCAUAUCGGAAUAUAUAAUACUUGAAUUUUAUUUUUUCUACGUUAUAAUUGAUAAUAAUUAAUAUUGUAGUCAUACUCAUUAGCUUGUGAAUUAUUUAAUAUCAAUAACAUUUUUCAGAAACACAAUUUAAAACAAACAUUCGAAAAUCAUUUUGUAUCUUUUUUUGUAUGUUUUUCUAUUCUUGAGUAACAUGAAACAAAAUCAUAUCAAAAAUUCAAGUAUUCAAAUCGUAAAAAUUAACGUAUUAUUGUAUUAUUAAUAUAAAGGGUUACUGUUUAGUUUUCUUACGUUUCGUUUUUAUAAUUUGUUUAAAAAAAAUUCUAUAGAUAAUUAAUUAAUUUUCAUUGAAAGAGAAUUGAAAGAGACGUCUAACCUUAUUAUUAAAAAUUGAAGAAUACAAUUAUAUUAAUUUUCUUUGCGUGCUUCGUCGGUGUAAAAUGUCUCGUAAGAAGUAUGACGUAUCUGCUCAAUGCUUGUGUAAUGAAUUUUAAUAGUAUUGUUUUCGAAAUAUGCGAAAUUAAACAGAGAAAAAUUUCAAUUGCAUCGAAAUAACAUCUCCUUUAUAAACACGAAUAUUUUCUCUUACGAGUUCAAACUCGCAUGUUUUAUAUAAUUAUUUGUAUACAAAUAACAAUUUUUAUACUGACAACAAAGGAAUAUGUAACGCAACGUUACAAAAAAAAAAACCUCGCUAGUUAAAAUUAUUGUAGAUAAUACGUCAGCGACUGUUGCGAUAUUAUAUAUUAUGUAUACGGGUGAAAAUGGAUACAUGUUUAUAUAAAUCAGUGUUUGUAAAUCCGAUUGCAUAUUUCGUUUCACAUAUGAAUUUAAUGUUGGAGAAAUGUGUAAAUGAUUAACAAAAGUAAAAUGGAUGUUAAAUAAAAAAUAUUAUAAUUUGGCAAAAUGUAAAUAGAAUUGUGUCUCGGGUUCAUUGAUAUAUGAAAGUGUGGUAAACAACAUAUCACUGCAAAAAUUAGAGUAUAUAAAUGAAAAAAGCACGUCGAUAUUACCAAAGAGAUGUCCGGACAGCACGAUAGCGUGUUAACACUUGAUACGAAUAAAAAUUUCUUCUGUUUGUAUAAUAUAUGUUGUGUCCUUUUAUAUUUAUAUUCAAACGGUUUAAGAAUAAUACAUAUAUAUAUAUAUAUAUAUAUAAACAUUGUUGGGAAGAUUUGUGUGUUAAACGCAUAUUUGUUCGCUAACGAUUUUGUCCUAAAUAAAUAAAAUAUGGUAUUUGCAGAAAAAUCUGUCUGCAUGCAUGUCUUACAAUAAAAUAGAGAAUUUAUUAUACGAGUCAUCUUACAUAAAUUAAAUAACAAUUAUAUGUAUUAAAUACAACUGGAUUGUCUUUUUUAUGUGCAUAUAAGAAUUAUAUCAUGUAAUAUCAAUGUUAACCCAUUGCAUGUAGAGGACCAAACAAAUGAACUGCUGGACAAUUUUCAUCCGGAUUACCAAGAAAUUGAGCGUAAAGUUCUUGAUAACGCGAUAAAGUUAAUCCUCCACGUCUCCGGUCGUCGUCCUACGAAUAAACGAUAAUAGUUGGACAAAAGGAACAAAUUUUUUAAAUUAUAACAAUAUAAUAUUUACAUUCCUAUAUUUAUACGAAACAUUGUACAGUUUUCUCGCCCGAACAUUGUAUUGUAUUUAUUAGAAGUAUAGUGAAUGAAAUUGCAAUUUAAUUUACAAA